UUCAUUCAAAGAAAUUGCCCUAGUUUUUCAGAUGACGCGGUGUUUGAGAAUGUUUCCGUGAUCUACAGCAGCAUUCCACCUGACAUCAAUAUGGACUCCAUGCCUCGUGCGACCAAGUCGAGCGUAGGGGGAGAAAUGCUUCGUGUUUCAAAGCGAUCAGAUGGCAAGCUCAGUGUUUUUGCGUGUGACUCUCCACAAAGAACCACUCCAUCGGUGACUUUUACAGUCUGUGUGGUGUGCCACCGAACUAUUGCUGAUCGGGAGAUGUUUUUGAACUUCCCUGACGAUUUGGACAGGCGGCGGUUGUGGGGAAACAUGCUGGGCUUCAAGUACUCCGAUAUGCUGAGAAUGCGUGAUGGAUCUGUUAUGCUGAGUACUGGUCUUAUUUGCACAGACCACUUUUCAGAAGAAUGUUUUAGGGUUUUCAAUUUUAACAAGGCCGCCAUUGAAACAUUAGGAAUGCCAACCGUGGCUUCUUCGAGAGUUAGAUUAACGCCAUCAAAAAAAUGGAUACCUUGGGAUUGUACUGUUUGUUCUUUUCAAAGUCAUAGUGUAUACGCUAUGCAGAGACAUAUGAUUGAACACACUGACGACCCAAAAAGUCCACGGGGACUCCUCUGUCCUUUCUGUAGAAGGUGCACGUACGGCUACAAAACCAUGAGUGGUCUAAGAAGACACCUGACGAUGCCGCCCGUUCAACAUUGUCAACUCAAGCGUAUUUUCGAAAUUGCUCGGAGCAACUGUCGGUCUUCGCUUCUGGAUCCGGUAAUGAAAUGGUCUUCAUGGACGGACCGCAAUGUCUACCUUGCUUAUCAUGGUUGUGAGCCGCCACCGCGCACUCCUCGGAAGAGGCCGGAUAGUAGUCUUUCGACACAGGAAUCAUCAGAACACUCUAACACUUCUUCGCCAGGUGUACUUCAUAACUCACCUAGCACGAAUAAUGCGGUUUUAUCUUCGAAAUCAACAUCGUGGUCGGAUGCAAGUAGCCCAGUCAGUCACCUUGCAUCUAUUGUGUGUUCGAACGAAUUUUUUUGCCAAGUUUCAAUUUUCAGACAUCGAACUUUUCAAGUUCGCAAACGCCGCAAAUCACGCCUACAAAUAGUGCAAAUCUCUCUACCACUCCAACUGCACGUAGCUCUGGGCCGCUUCCUACUCAGUCUCAGCGCGUUAGUAGAAGAACGCCACGUCAGAACCCACGUCGUCCUCUAG
Molecule: messenger RNA, 1209 nt
Organism: Haemonchus placei
Lineage: Eukaryota; Metazoa; Nematoda; Chromadorea; Rhabditida; Trichostrongylidae
Source: the annotation of a GenBank genome assembly